Thyridium curvatum is the source of this 372-nucleotide messenger RNA. RefSeq lists its product as uncharacterized. The transcript has 5 exons. Gene Ontology annotation, cellular component: TIM23 mitochondrial import inner membrane translocase complex. NCBI's taxonomy places the organism in Eukaryota, Fungi, Ascomycota, Sordariomycetes, Thyridiales, Thyridiaceae. The coding region runs from base 1 to 372 and encodes 123 amino acids. The record is from RefSeq and is a predicted model, not a curated record. Gene Ontology annotation, biological process: protein import into mitochondrial matrix; protein insertion into mitochondrial inner membrane.
AUGCCCGUCCCUGUCAACACUGGCCAGGUCGGCCCGUCCAACGCUGACAAGCUCAAGAUGGGCGCCAUGAUGGGCGGAACUGUUGGUGUGAUCAUUGGCUUCAUCUUCGGCACCGUCAACAUUUUCCGAUACGGGGCUGGACCUAACGGCAUCAUGAGGACACUGGGUCAAUACAUGGCAGCUUCGGGAGCCACGUUCGGCUUGCUAACCUCUCUUCCCCACUACAGCUUCUUUAUGUCUAUCGGCAGCGUGAUCCGUUCCGAUGCCUCCCCCAUAGUCCAAGAGGCUUACGCCUACUCCCGACGCCGGCCCUUCAUCAUGGCCGCACACCAGGCCUACCGCCCCGAAAACAUGCGACGCCGUGACGACUAA